Molecule: messenger RNA, 4644 nt
Organism: Anopheles merus
Lineage: Eukaryota; Metazoa; Arthropoda; Insecta; Diptera; Culicidae
Gene: how
Product: protein held out wings
Exons: 5
Coding region: 609-1739 (376 amino acids)
Biological process (GO): regulation of mRNA splicing, via spliceosome
Cellular component (GO): nucleus
Molecular function (GO): mRNA binding
Source: RefSeq, a predicted model, not a curated record
GUGGGAAGCGCCCUCGACUGAACGAGCAGGCGUAAACCUUUAACGCACACUCACCCUGUGUUUAUUUCAAGCUGAACCAUACGCUGAGUCGGUUGUGUGUGCGCUUGUUCGGCGGUCGCUUACUCCCGUGAAGUGUCACUUGGCCAAGAGAGAAGUUAAAAGCGGAAAGUUUUUCAAGGUACAAAUACGCACACGCAAGAAGAAAAGUGCACAAGAGUGUCGACGUGUGUGAGUGUUCUUAUUAAAAAUAAAUCCAUAAAAUAGAAAAGUGCCUUAGAAAAGUUUAUUCGGAAUAAAAGCACGUGCGCGCGCCCUAUUGGUUUGCAUGUAAACAAUGCCGAUAAACCGUUGUUGUUAAUACGAUUAAAAGACCGAUAGUAGUGUUUGUGAGUGUGCGCCAGUUGUGAAUGUGAUUGUAGAAAGUCGGUGAAAGAUAGUACAAGUGAUACAAGAACCCCCCCGGGACAAGCCGCUUGUGCCCGCCAACCAACUUCCCCCGGUCUAUUGAUAAGUGUUUGGGUGGUUUUGUGGAGAGUCGCCGAGUUCAUCUCGCCCAAGAGGCACACACCCGCACACGGACUCGCAGUCCCGUGACAACAAGUCAUCGAAUGAAUCAAUUGCACCACAACCAUCACAUCAUGAGCACGUACGGUGGCACGGUGGAAAACAGCGGCACCAACCAGCAGCAACAGCAGCAGCAGCAGCAGCAACAACAGCCAAACCAGCAACAGUCGACGCAAAGCAUCGCCGACUAUCUGGCCCAGCUGCUGAAGGACCGCAAACAGUUGGCCGCCUUCCCGAACGUGUUUCUGCACAUCGAGCGGCUGCUGGACGAGGAAAUCUCGAAGGUGCGCGCCUCCCUCUUCCACAUCAACGGCGUGACGAAGGAGCCGCUCCAGCUGCCCGACCCGGAAGGGGAAUCCGUCACGCUCAACGAGAAGGUGUACGUCCCGGUGAAGGAGUAUCCCGACUUUAACUUCGUCGGCCGCAUCCUGGGGCCGCGCGGCAUGACCGCCAAGCAGCUCGAGCAGGAGACGGGCUGCAAGAUCAUGGUGCGAGGGAAGGGCUCGAUGCGGGACAAGAAGAAGGAGGACGCGAACCGGGGCAAACCGAACUGGGAGCACCUGUCGGACGAUCUGCACGUGCUGAUCACGGUGGAGGACACGGAAAACCGGGCCACGAUCAAGCUGAAGCGCGCGCUCGACGAGGUGAAGAAGCUGCUCGUCCCGCACGCCGAGGGCGAGGACGAGCUGAAGAAGCGCCAGCUGAUGGAGCUGGCCAUCAUCAACGGCACGUACCGCGACUCGACCACCAAGGUCGCGCCCGCCGACAACACGUUCAGCUUCGACCCGCAACAGUACACGGACGACCGGUGGAAGAUGGCCGCGGCGGCGUCGGCCGCCGACCAGCGCAUGCUGACGCAGGCGUCGCUCGCGGCCGCGGCCAAUCUGGCCGCCGCCAACCAGAUGGCGGGCCGGACCGCCCCGAACCCGCUCGGUGCGCCGAUCAUCCUGUCGCCCCGCAUCUCCGUCCCGACGACGGCCGCGAGCCUGAUACCGGGGUCGGGUCCGCCGCCCACGAUCGACCACACGACCGGGCUGAUCUACGCCUCCCCCUACACGGACUACAGCUACGCGCUGGCGGCGGCCGGCAAUCCGCUGCUCACGGAGUACGCCGAUCACAGCUUCUCACGGCUCGGGUGCUACGCUGGACCCCGCCAGGGGCAGAUGAAAGUCUAAUGGAAAAACAGGCAGAAAAUUUUAAUACGAUUAAGAAAGCUAAUAGAGCGAAGAGAGUGGAAAACAAGAAAGAAAAAAACCAUCCCAGUUCACCUUCUUUUCACCGGUUUGACCAAAAACAAUAAGUUACUCUCUGACGCUCCAAAGCCCCAAUUGCCAUCUCCAACACUGCCACUGCCAUUCUCAAGCAACACAAAUGUGCUCUCGUGUACUAAAAUUGGAUUGGAAGAUCGAGUGUUAUGGAAUACACACACACGCACUGUGACAGAGCAGCAGCAGCACCACUCCACGCGUCACCAACUGAAGUCUCUUUCAAUGUUCCAGGUCCGGCAAUUCUGAAACGCAAACAACGAUCUCCUUACGAUUGCGCAACCGACGACCAACUCCACCACCAACACCUACGUUGAUCACCAUAUGUGGCCGGUGCUCCGUGGGGUCGUGGUUGGCUGUGGACCACCAUCAUCAACGCAUCCUUACCAACAGCAGCAGCAGCAGCAGCAGAAGCAGCAAGAGCAGCACCAGUACUAUGCGCAGUAUCACCAUCCGACCCAGUACAGCUUGCCAGCCCAGCAGCAGCUCUAUCAGCAUCCCAGCCCGUUCCAGUAUCAUCAGCAGCUAUUCCACCAGCGCUCCAACCCGUACCGCCAUACCCUGCACCAGCCCCACCGGCUCCGCUAGUGCUGUACUAAAAAGGCACGGAGAAGGCAUCACACCACGGUUCGCGCGUACAAGUGUUAAACACGCGUCAAUGCGACUCGGGUUUUUUCGACGCAUCACCGGAAAGAAAAGUAUGUGUGUGUGUGAGCCAGUGCAAAUACCAACAUACCAUACCAUCCCCCAUCCACGUACGGGCCGGAAAUCGGAUCGAUGGCAAAGCGACGAUCGUCAGCAGCAGAGCGCUUCAUAGAUGUGCGGGUGAUGGAGUGUGUUGGCGUGACUUUUUUCCAUCUUUUUGGACACACAAAUCUGCCCCGGGUGUGGUGUGACUUCAUACAUGUGUGACUGUCCAGUUUUCUCAGUUCUUCUUUGGGGGCUCUUUUCUGUUAAAUUUGUUUUGUGCCGUGCUUGUAAUAGCCGUUGAGGUUUAUGUGUUAUUUAUUCAUGCGUUACGGAAGUGGAGUGAAGGUGCGAUGAGUGUAUAUUGCGCGGUGUGUGUGUGUGUGCAGUGUGUUCGUCCGUCCGUGGUCAUCGUCGAUCGAGGUGAACAGUCCCUGCCUGGUGUGUGUGUGUGUGUCGGUGUAUGUUUGCGGGGACACUUUUUUGCCUGUUUCCCUUUCGUCAUCCACCACAUGGUCAGUAACAAUCACCCAUCUCUUCUCCAAGUGUGACCCACCAUCACCAUCAUCACCACCAACCCAGUGUGUUCAAGGGUUUUGUGUGACAACCGGCAGGUUGUGCGGCACAGAUAUUUUGUAAAUACUCACGUCCGUCCGGCUGGUCGACGGAGAGCGAGCCGAUGCCAUGCGCGUGAACCGCGUUUGCGGGCUGUCCGGUGGCACGAUGUAGGCAUUGUGUGUAGUUCAUUAGUAAAUUAUCAUAAAAAUCCAUGCCAAUAAUCAUCCGGCCGGGCAGCCGGCAGUGGAGAAGUGCGUAGAUGACCGGCGGGUGAACUGCUGCUGAUGAGAGGAGGCUACUGUACUUUCAACUAGGUCCGCGAGCAUCACACCGUGGCUUAUGAACGCGAAAUGGCGCAAGUGUUCCACGAUCAUUGCUGCUUCCCUUCAGGAUGACAUCAUCUGGGCGUCCAUGUACCAGGCACGAACACAGCACAACAAUAAGAGAAAACUCAGCAAGACAAGUAAAAAAAAGAGCGCGACAAACACACCGAUAGAGCCUGGACCAACCACCAGCAGCGAGAGCGACCAGCGGAAUAGCGGCACACAACAGCGGGACUCGCGGGAGCUUAUGAUGUCAGUCCGUCCAACAUUUUCGGCGCAUGGUGUGUGCGUAUAUUGCGUAUGACUCGGACGAUGGUGGCGGCAGUGAAAGUAAUCAAGUUGGUACGACCGACGUGGGGUGCAUCAUCAUCAUGUGGUCCCACCAAUCGAUUGGUGGCAAUUUUGAGGAGGAGAUCGUUGUUUUAAGACAAAGAUUCUUGAUUAAGGUCUUUUAUAGUUGUUAUGGUUUAAAAAAAAACAUACACACAUAGUUAGUCAAGCUAAAGAGUUUUAGGCAGAGACUAAAGAUUCUCAUCUCGAAAAUACUGCUUGGUCUAAUGCAAUAUUCCUUUAAGUCUCCCUUCUUCCUUCUCUCGAUCAAAGCGUACAACAAGCACAGUUUAUGUAUUUAUUCGGCUUUUUUCGCAACUACUGCGAUGGGCCCCAUUCGCGUGACUUUAAAUCAAAUGCAGAUGUGCAGAACAUUCCAAUAACUACCGUUAUAAGCCGAGAAAGCCGACCAACAGGGCAGGAGUUAACGGGAAGGGGGAGGGUACUUGGGUAACAGGGGACAACAAAAUCACGUGCAUGAGGGAAUAGAUAGAUAGUAGCGCGGGGGGAAAUGCUUUGAAAGCACAUAUGAGGUCACAUAAUGCAGCAGCAGCAUGUGCGUGUAAGGGGAGGUUCUCGUUAAGUAGGAACGAACCACACAGUGCGUGACAAACGAGAGAGAGAUAGAGAGAGACAGAGAAAGAGAGAGGGAGAGAGAGAGAGAGAGAGAGAGAGAGAGAGAGAGAGAGAGAGUAAUGUGUGUGUGUCCACGUGUCCAGUACUUCAAGAAAGUAAAGGGAAAUACAAGGGGAAAGGUCCCCGAAAUCUGAAGACAGUGUGCGUGUACGUGUAGGGACCCCAAAGGGUGCAUCGUCAUCAGCUCGUUGCAUCUCAGUUGCACAUGCGCCACGUGCACGUGAAAGGAAAGAGAAAUUUGCCUUCCGGCAAACUCGAAAUUAGGUGAGGUGCGCUUUUUU